CGUAAACAAUAGCAGGUGCAGUGACGAAAACAAUCGAUGCGUUUACGUUUAGUGUGUUGAGAUCAGUCGCAGUGAAAUCUUUAUCGAGGCAGGUUGCAACUUCCCGCAAUAGUGCAUUUAACCAUGGCCAGUGAACAGUCGACCAGUCCUGAUUACACACACCUGGUCGAUGCGGAUUCUAAGAACAAAACAGAUGUAAAGUGUGACCAUUGUGGUUCGGUUAUGCUAAAACCAGCGAAUGCCGAAUUCACAACUGUUCAGUACGAACUUCCGCUGGCCCGGCAGAAGCGACAAAACGCCGACAAAGAGGAAGACUUUACGAGGGAAACACUGAAACACUUCUGGAUGGUGAAGGACAUGUUCACGUUCGAAAACAUCGGCUUCAGUAAUACGGUCAACAAUCGGAAGUAUUUGAUCUGUGCCGACUGUGAGAUCGGUCCGGUAGGGUAUCAUGAUUUGGAAACCAAACAGUGCUACGUUGCUCUUGGGCGAGUAAAACACGAAUAAAUCAACGCUUGCUGUGUUGAAAAUGUAUUAAAUAUAUCUCACUAUGAACAGAGACAAGAC
Molecule: messenger RNA, 567 nt
Organism: Anopheles coustani
Lineage: Eukaryota; Metazoa; Arthropoda; Insecta; Diptera; Culicidae
Gene: strat
Product: guanine nucleotide exchange factor MSS4 homolog
Exons: 2
Coding region: 124-507 (127 amino acids)
Biological process (GO): post-Golgi vesicle-mediated transport; small GTPase-mediated signal transduction
Cellular component (GO): cytosol; membrane
Molecular function (GO): zinc ion binding; guanyl-nucleotide exchange factor activity
Source: RefSeq, a predicted model, not a curated record